AUGCGGUUCCGGUUCGGGGUGGUGGUGCCGCCCGCGGUGGCCGGGGCUGGGCCGGAGCUGCUGGUCGUGGGGUCGCGGCCCGAGCUGGGGCGCUGGGAGCCGCGCGGGGCCGUGCGCCUGAGGCCGGCGGGCACCGCGGCGGGCGCGGGGGCGCUGGCGCUGCAGGAGCCGGGCCUGUGGCUCGGGGAGGUGGAGCUGGCGCCCGAGGAGGCGGUGCAGGACGGGGCGGAGCCGGGCCGCGUGGACACGUUCUGGUACAAGUUCCUGAAGCGGGAGCCGGGAGGAGAGCUCUCCUGGGAAGGCAAUGGACCUCACCAUGACCGUUGCUAUACUUACAAUGAAAACAACUUGGUGGAUGGUGUUUAUUGUCUCCCAAUAGGACACUGGAUUGAGUCAACUGGGCACACCAAUGAGAUGAAGCAUACCACGGACUUCUAUUUUAAUAUUGCAGGCCACCAAGCCAUGCAUUACUCAAGAAUUCUACCAAAUAUCUGGCUGGGUAGCUGCCCUCGUCAAGUGGAACAUAUAACCAUCAAACUGAAGCAUGAAUUGGGGAUUACAGCUGUAAUGAAUUUCCAGACUGAAUGGGAUAUUGUACAGAAUUCCUCGGGCUGUAACCGCUACCCAGAACCCAUGACACCAGACACCAUGAUUAAGCUCUAUAGGGAAGAAGGCUUGGUCUACAUCUGGAUGCCGACACCAGAUAUGAGCACCGAAGGCCGAGUGCAGAUGCUGCCCCAGGCGGUCUGUCUCCUUCACGCGCUGCUCGAGAAUGGACACACCGUAUACGUUCACUGCAACGCUGGGGUCGGCAGGUCCACGGCGGCCGUCUGCGGCUGGCUCCAGUACGUGAUGGGCUGGAAUCUGAGGAAGGUGCAGUACUUCCUCAUGGCCAGAAGGCCAGCUGUGUACAUUGACGAAGAUGCACUGGCCCGGGCAGAAGAAGACUUUUUUCAGAAAUUUGGGAAGGUUCGUUCUUCCAUAUGUGGUGUGUAG
This is a messenger RNA of Neomonachus schauinslandi (Hawaiian monk seal), 996 nucleotides long. It is a transcript of the gene EPM2A, whose product is annotated as EPM2A glucan phosphatase, laforin. Gene Ontology annotation, biological process: protein dephosphorylation. The record is from RefSeq and is a predicted model, not a curated record. Gene Ontology annotation, molecular function: carbohydrate phosphatase activity; protein tyrosine phosphatase activity; starch binding. The transcript is spliced from 4 exons. Gene Ontology annotation, cellular component: nucleus; cytoplasm. Bases 1 to 996 code for a protein of 331 amino acids. Lineage: Eukaryota; Metazoa; Chordata; Mammalia; Carnivora; Phocidae.